Fusarium coffeatum is the source of this 342-nucleotide messenger RNA. RefSeq lists its product as uncharacterized. The record is from RefSeq and is a predicted model, not a curated record. NCBI's taxonomy places the organism in Eukaryota, Fungi, Ascomycota, Sordariomycetes, Hypocreales, Nectriaceae. Gene Ontology annotation, biological process: replication fork processing; resolution of meiotic recombination intermediates. Gene Ontology annotation, cellular component: Fanconi anaemia nuclear complex; FANCM-MHF complex. The transcript has 3 exons. Gene Ontology annotation, molecular function: chromatin binding; protein heterodimerization activity. Bases 1 to 342 code for a protein of 113 amino acids.
AUGGUUGACACAACCGGUGACCAAGAUCGAGAGCGUCUCAAGGCUGCCUUGUGGUACGCCGUCGGUCAAAUUGUCGAUGAAGAGUCUCUCAAUCGCAACCGCAACGCCACACCGCAAUUCAUCGGUGCACUCACAGAACUCGUCUGGACACAAAUUGAGAAUGUGGCCACGGAUCUGGAGAGCUUCAGCAACCACGCAGGACGCUCAACAGUGACAACAGACGACGUGUUGCUUCUGGCUAGAAAGAACCCUGAUUUGCAUCAAAUCAUGAAGGAAUUCGUCGAUCAGGCCAAGGCUGAGAAAGGAACCACCAAGGGCAGAGGAGGUGCAAGCAAACGUUAG